Messenger RNA from Musca vetustissima, 984 nucleotides. RefSeq names its product glyoxylate reductase/hydroxypyruvate reductase. NCBI's taxonomy places the organism in Eukaryota, Metazoa, Arthropoda, Insecta, Diptera, Muscidae. The record is from RefSeq and is a predicted model, not a curated record. Gene Ontology annotation, molecular function: glyoxylate reductase (NADPH) activity; hydroxypyruvate reductase (NADH) activity; hydroxypyruvate reductase [NAD(P)H] activity. The coding region runs from base 1 to 984 and encodes 327 amino acids. The transcript is spliced from 2 exons. Gene Ontology annotation, cellular component: cytosol.
AUGAAUUUGAAGAAUCAAAAAACUGUAUAUGUAACCCGUCCUGAUGUGGCCGGCGUGGGUUUAGAUAUUCUCAGGAAGGAAUGUAAUGUGACGACAUGGUCUGAAUGCAGACCGGUGCCACGCGAAGAAUUACUCAAACAAAUUGAGGGCAAGGACGCUCUGUUUUGUGCCUUAACGGAUAAAAUCGAUGCAGAGGUCAUUGAAAAGGCAGGUCCUCAAUUGAAAUGCAUCGCAACAAUAUCAGUGGGCUAUGAACACAUUGACCUUAAGGAGUGUAAAAAGCGUGGCAUAAGAGUUGGCUAUACACCGGAUGUGUUGACAGAUGCCACAGCCGAAUUGACAUUGGCCUUGCUGUUGGCCACCAAUCGCCGCCUACUGGAGGCCAAUAAAGAAGUAUAUAAUGGUGGUUGGAAAUCAUGGGCACCCAGUUGGAUGUGUGGCCAGGGUCUGAAAGGCUCGCGGGUGGGUCUCUUUGGUUUUGGUCGUAUUGGUCAGGAAAUUGCCAGCCGUCUUGUACCAUUUAAACCGUCGUUGAUAACCUACACCACCCGUACCCAACGCCCCGAAGAAGCAAAGAAAGUUGGUGCCGUCUACGUUUCAUUCGAAAAAAUGCUAAGUGAAUCAGAUUUCAUAAUCGUUUGCUGUGCCCUUACCCCUGAAACUAAGGAAAUUUUCAAUAGUUCAGCAUUUGAUAAAAUGAAAAGUAAUUGUAUUUUUAUAAAUAUAUCACGUGGAGCUGUGGUCGAUCAAUCUGCCUUAUAUAGUGCCUUAAAAGAGAAACGUAUCUUGGCUGCUGGUUUAGAUGUAACCACGCCGGAACCAUUGCCAUUGGAUGAUGCCCUCUUGAAAUUGGAUAAUAUUGUUAUACUGCCGCAUAUUGGUAGUGCUGAAACGCAUACCCGAACCGAAAUGUCACGUAUAACAGCAAUGAAUAUAUUGGCUGGUUUGAAUGGCGGUGAAAUGAUAUCGGAAGUAAAAGUUUAA